This is a messenger RNA of Spirometra erinaceieuropaei, 8995 nucleotides long. NCBI's taxonomy places the organism in Eukaryota, Metazoa, Platyhelminthes, Cestoda, Diphyllobothriidea, Diphyllobothriidae. The record is from the annotation of a GenBank genome assembly.
AUGAAGGAAUUGCAAAUGGCGUUAGAAAAGGAAGCCGAGGUAAGCAGAUAAGGCUAAUAAUAAUACAUUUAAUAUGCCUAUGAGUAUGCCCAACCGACGGUAGCUAAUUAGCCAGAAAUGGUCUGCUAAGUCUCCUUGUAGUUGUCGAAACUCAACUUUCCGCCAACAAUUAUCACAAUGCGACUACCUGUGUGGGCCGCGCUUGAGAUGCGCGGUGCAAAACGAUGAGUAUGUUGCGUAAUUUCACAGGUGAACAACCUUUGGUGCGUUUACCGAAUGGAUUACAAGACCCGCUCCUUCCGUUUCAUUUUUCGGUUCAACGUAGAGCCGUCGCAAAUAGUCGCAAAGUGACUAGUAAUAUAUAUAUAUAUAUGUGGGGGGGGGGAGACGACAGAGUCUGGGAGGGGGGUAGGUUGAUACAGCACUGUUUCGGGCUUGUUUGCCUUCAUUCAGCCAAUCAUAACCCUGACCACCAGCUGGUACCGAAAACACAAACAUGCGCACAGACGCACCUGGCGCAGCUGGUCCACCACUGGGGUCUACCAGAUGGGUCAUACGCACUUCAUCAAACCAAAGUUCAUCAGUGCCUCGCCACCUGCCAUUCUAUGGGUGCCGACAAAAGCGAAAGAGACUGGAAUGACAAUCUCUGGACUAUAAGUCGCUGUCAGCCAGCCUUACCCAAAGCCAGGUUUUGGCGUACCUGAGCCUCGAACGUUCGUCAUUGAGUGACAGAACGUUAUUGAGUCCAAAGUUGUACUGUAGGUGGCAUAUCUCUUAAAAUUUUAACUGGAAUACUGAAAUUUUUUUGAGAGGAAAAAGAAUUUUCUUGGCGAAUUCUGAAUGUCGAUUAUCGUGAGACAUGAUCAUAAGAUAACUUAUUUGCGACAGUGUGGUGGCUUUUUAACGCGUUUUUUCCGAUCCCCUUCAAGAACCCACACCGGGCAAACAAUGACUGUUAAUUAUUGUGCGUUUUUCAUUAAUUUUUACUGCCCCUAAGAACUAAAGUAUAUAUAUGUUAGAAAACGUGUACAAAGAAUACAUUUCUACUGCUCUUUAUAGCAAUGAUCAAGUAUUCUUUAAAUUUUAUGCUCAAAGUGGAACAUGCUAUAGGAUUAAAAAUACUUUUCCAAAUCCCACAUAAUUUAAAACCAGCUCUGCAGUUGCAUAUUCGUUUCGGAGUUUAAAACACAUGCUACUACAACUUUUAUGCACGGAAAAUCACACACACACCUCAAUGCUACUGGGAAAGUGCCAUAUGGGACUCAUGAAAUCCUACAAUGGAUAUAUACUAUGUUGCAUAAUUCAUAAUGUGUGCAAAGCAAUAUGCGAAUACUACGCCGUUUGGACAGACAUUUGGCGGUCUUAAUAAACCUAUUUUAAGACUAAAGAUACGCUUUCUUUGUGCAUAGCAUUUAAAGAAGAGGUAAAUUAGCAGUCAAAUUAGUAUAAGAAGGGAUAGUUUGGGCGCAAUUUCCAUAAUACAUAUUAAGGUUUAUAAAGCAUCGAAAAUCAUUGGAAGCAUACCAGUUUGCAAUUGCUGUUUAUUGACUGUGACUGCUGCAGGCGAUCAAAAGAAAGUACAUUCAGAAACCGGCGUUCGUUUGCGACAGAAAUGUCUUCUGACUAUGUCGUACGAUAAUCAGUAUUACAAACCGUAACAUUUGAAGACAACUGCUAUCCAAAGUUCUUCAUACGUAAGUGCCUCAGGAUGCCUCAUUAUGAGUGGUCAAACGGGGAAAUGUCUAAAUUCUUAGCUCACAAUCUCUUAUGUGAAGGACUCUUCAGAGGCGACGGCAAGAAUCCUUAAGCCUUUCGGGAAUGGCGCGGAUCGUGAAGUAGAAUGAACAAUCAGAUACGAGUCAUAAAACCCAAAGAUCCGCUGCUAGCAUAAUCAACGGUGGUCUAUAGCAUAACAUGCCAAAAUCGAAAUGCCAGGUUUGUUGGUGAAACUUGCGAACGCCUUGGCACAAACAACAACUUGCAAUCGCAGGGAUAAGCUGUCUGUGGCCUAUGUUCACAUACAGCAGCUGAACCACAGUAUCGACUUUGAGAAAGCAAGAGUAGUCGGCUGGGCCAGGGAGAAGUAGACCAGAUUGAUGCUCGAAAGUUGGUCCUUGAUUGCCACCGUUAACCGGGCUAUAGACCUGCGCCUCGCCUACCAGGCGCUACGCACGAGACUGGGAUCAGAUCGGACGGGGCCAGUAGCGGAGGCACGCACGUGGAGCCGGAGUUCACGCGACCAGCAUCGACCGCUGCCCCACCGAGGCGCCUGCGAAGUUGAAAACAAGUCGCGCGAACUCCAACGACUGAUCGGUCCGCCGACUGACGUCGGGAGGGCCAAAAAGCAGACUGAUUUGGACACAGAUACGCCGGUCACAAAGGGACAAAGGUCAUGCGAGCCCGCCAGCGGUCAAUCCCAGAUAAGGUCAAAACCGGCCAGCAGCAUUGGGGUGGGUCAAAGUUCGUGCCAGGGGCACUUUGUGAGAUAAUGACUGCUCGGACUGUAGAUGCACAAAAAUAUAAAGUGGAAACACAGUCGAGUCUCUUCGGAAAUCGUGGUCAUUUAGGGAAAGUAAAAUGUGGACUUCCCUGUCAUGAUAUUCGCGCGCAGAGGUCUUUACAACUGAGUUUAAAUUACAACUAAAAAUUGUAUGUCUUAUGGAGGAAGUCAUUCUUUAAGGUAUUUAAACAGUGCGCAUUUUCAGGGAAUCGAAUGUGCAUUGAAAUUACUAAUUCCUUAGAAAAUCUCUCUUACUUUCCAAACAUUAAUCUUGAACUUACUUCACUGAGAAAACAAGCAAACAGUCCGACCGAUUCUAUGCGCAUGCCUUAAGUUAAAUCUAGUGUUCAGGCAGGUUUGUAAAUACUUAUGGAUGGUUGGCGGCUUUUUAGGGAGCAGUUCUGCCACGGCUCGAAAAAUCCAAAACUAGGGAGUUUUCUGUCCUUAACUCUCGCCCAGCUGUAAUAAGAGAUAAGUACGUCCCUAGGGAUAGAGGGAGACACGUGUCCGAACUAGAGUUCAACUCAUUAACUGCAGACUUGAAAAUGUCAGGUGGAAAAGAUGAAAGUUAGGAGAAAAUAGUAGCAGGUAUGAACGAAAGUUUUUCAUACUAUCAGCUAAGGCUGGACACUUGAUGCGCAACUGGCUAAUCACCCACUGUUUUUCAACUUCUGUGCUUAAAGAAUUCCCCUGUCGUUAAUUUUUCACAUAAACUACUCCAUGUUGACAAGAGGCAAAUGGUUGAACUUAACUCUUGACAUACUUCUAUCAUCAUGUUCAUUGUGAUAUGCUCUAGCCUCAAGUUCGCACUAUAUACGAAAUGAACCGUGACGGGAUAAAGACACUUCUCAUAGACUCUGUAACAUUAUCUUUAUUUCGUAGGAGGAGGCAGAAGCCCACGAACGCCGACUUGCUGAGGUGGAAAACAAAAGGAUUCAAGCUUUGAUAUUGACAGGGGUCCUAGACACCUCUGCACUCAAAGGACAGGAGUUUACGGAGGCUGAUCGCAGUGACCAGCCUGCCGGUUCCUCUGUCACCAUCAAGUCCCGCAGUGAGGAUGAGAGUCAUCUUGAUUUCCGGCGGUACACGAGGAAUCCAACAGCAGCAAAAUAUAACGUCCUGCAUGUAAAGCCGCGUUGACUGUUUUAUUCUGCCUCCCCCGGAAUCGUUUUGUUGGUGUUCUUAUUGAAGUUUCAAAUUUAUGUUGUCGAGUUCAGUGAAUCUAUUCGUUUGGAAAAGUUUGCUGUCAGUUGACUGCUACCUUUACACCUGGCGGUGAGGUUUAACCGCAGAUAAGGUUAAGUGAAAGACCUUUUAUCAAACAAAUCAAACAUUUAAUUUACAACCUGCUGCAAAAGAUACACCCUGAAGUGCAUCCCACGUUUAUAAAAUUAAGGUAUGUGGUCCCCUGACUGGCAGGUAAUAAGUAACUGCUACUUAAACUUGGGAACUAAUUAUGUACAAAGGUGUGGCGAGGACAAAUUUCUAAGACAACCCAGUUUUGGCGUUCGGGAAGAAGGACGUCAGUGAUGCGACAAACCUACAAAACUGAGCAAUGAGCUCACGCAUAGCUAAAUAAUGAUUAAGAGGAGAGGUGGACAGUUUUUUGAGCUCCGAACAGUUACAGCCAAAAGUUUAACGUCAGCUAUGUCUACAAUGACUGAGGAGGAUUGAAACGAUAAGCCUCAAGAGCAAAACCACUCCUCGCGAAUUGAACAAAGAAUUCACUAAAGUUCCGCAAAAUCGAGCCAAUUAAUUCUUGUAGUCAGUAAAAAAGGCCUAUAUUGCAGAAUCUAAAAAUAUGGACACUAAUAGCGUGAUUGGGAUUUUCAUUUGGAGCUUAUUUACCGUUUUAAGAAACCAUACUCAACUUUAGGCUGCGGUGGAUCAAGACGUGGAGGUGGUCCUUGGACCUUCGGUAUUCGGUCUACGUCGUUGGCGAAGGGAAUGGGUUGAGCUUUCCAGAUCUGCAGCUGCGGAUCGUCACGCGUGGCGAAGUACAUUUCGAGACAUCAUCGAGGCCGGCUAGAUCAGGCAUGAUCGCAGCCGUAUCAAGUACAAGUCAGGCUGCGGAGAGUUAAGACCUGAACCCAGGUCCAGUUGGUUAUCGAGAAUUCUUAACUCAGAGCCCCCAGUUGAGCCAUGUAUUCAAGGCCGAUCAGCUGUUGAAUUGCAGCUCUAUCAAGUUGAAUGCGCCUUCUAUUUAUACCCUAAAUUGUCCCUGGUUUUGAUUGCUUCCCAUUGCAUCGGAUGGGAUCGGGCCACUGACAUAAUUGACAAAGUUUUUGAUUCAAAUGUAUGACAACCGACUUCAGGAAGGUUUAACUCCCAGGUGUUCGAGUCGUAGCUGACUGAUGAGAGCAGAUGGACAGAAAGUGAUCACUUUAGUCUUUUUCGCUUUUCUUGGAAUUUCAUCGGCUUAGUUAAAUCUACGAUCCGUAGUACUGUUAUCGAAGUCUCUUUCAUAAUUCAAUAAAAGAUGGAACAACUUUAAAAAUGAACCAUGAACCCCCUAUUAGAAGUCUUUGGCAGAUAAUUAAAUAGGUCUUUUGAAAGAGGUAGAAUAAAUCUGGUCUGGUCUGAUUAUUGCUGGCCAGGAAUUUCUGACACCUUCAGGAUUUGAACUAGAACUAAUAACUAUGGAAGCCCCGAAUUGUAGUUGCUUGGCCCUGGGGUACGAGUCUCCACGUUGCUGACGGCGCCCGCGAUUAUAUUAAGCGAGAAAUAGAAAUCAUAGCUGUGGCCAUUCCUGCAUGCUUUUAGUAAGCCAGGGUUAGCUGGACAGGAUGUACAAGGAUGCCGGGCCUAAAAUUGCCUAAGCAAUUUUCUGCCGACUCGAAAUGCGGAGGAAGCCCCUCGCCGAAGGCCAAACGAGUGAAUUUUUUGGAUCGGUAUUAAGCGGUGCCAACCAACGUCAUACCUUAAAGGGCACUUUGUGUACUAGCACCGUUGUCUUGGUAACUACAAGGAGUUAUUUUCUGUACGUCUGAGCGGCUGUUGAAGUGUUCAACGUCUCCUUAAUUUUAGAAAGUGGGCUGGACAAGGAAACGUUCUAAGUAAUUAAGCUAUCGUGCAGCAGAAUAAAUAAUAUAUUGGUUUGAGUCGCCUUAUAAAAAGGCUGUCUAUGCGAAUGGAGAAAAAACAAGUUUUCACAGGGAAGAAAAUCGCCGGUGGUGAGGUUAAUUUAUUUGGGGAAACUUCGAGUAGUAGACUGGCUUUUGGGUUUUAUGUUCAACAGCAGUAUAACGUGUUUUGUAUUAAGCGAUCGCCCGACUGGUUCUGGGUACGUCGCGAAACGAAUUCGGAAUCCACUUGGUCAUAAAAAAUGCAUCUCCUUCAAACAUAUCUAAAACGGUGGUGAAUAACGCAAUGUUAGUCGCUUAAUUAAUCCCUAUGCGUUUGCUAGGCGCGUACAUUACUUUAUUCGUCUGCGCAUACGAUUUGUUAAGAGGCAGGUCAAUGGGAAUGAUUUCCGGUUGGGGGUUUUCUGGUUUUGGAAUUAUAUCUGGUGUUCCGCGAGCUAAAGAAGCCUGCGAGACAAUAAUAUAGGCCAAUAAGCAGUGCACUUGUAUCAUCGGACAUUUCGACCGUCGCUGCCGACGAUGUCCAUCAUGUGUCCCAGAGAAUGGUGGGCUCGUGGACGGUGACUUGUACUGCAUCUAUCGCGCCCCUCCUCUUCCUCCACCUGGACCCGGUGUCAUGACAGUCAAGAAGCCGAAGGCGGGAGAGAACACCGGUGGCGGGAGACUGGGCCUAGGAGUGUUACCACAUCCCCUCUCCCCGAUAUAGGGCAAUUGUCAUGGGUGCGCAAGCCAAUAACGCGUGCCGGACACUGAUCUGGCACUCACCUGAGGUCUUUCUGACUCUCUCUUGACACCGGGCUCAGGUGGGGGAGUAGGAGAGAGUGCGGUAGGUGCUUCGCAAGUCGACGUGCCUGAUUCACCUUGCUGUGGAGCACACGGUGGACAUCGUUGGAUGCGACGGCCGAACAGUCAGUAGGAGAAGACGCAUUUACCGUGUAAGAGAGGUUGGUUACUGCCAUCUCCAAGGAGAAGGUAAUAUAACAGCAUGCCAACAUCACAAACUUUUUUGAGCAUGGGGAUUGAUUUUGCCGAAAAUGACGGGAACUAGAAUGACCACUUCUGACUGGUUACCAUAGUCAUUCAGUCAAGCUUCCCCUGGAGACUAUCAGUGCAUGACGCACAAAUCCGAACAGUACGUGAAGUUAAGGGACACUUCGGAGUGGACUACGUUUCGUCGUACACUUUGAUAAGACCAACGCUGAUCGAGAUUAUUGUCGUCAUUUUUAGCCUCCAGAACUGAAUUAGACGAUUUUGUUGAAUUACUGUGCAGUGAGAAGUUAUGGGUUAGCAGAAAAUCUGUUUCGAAACGUUCUUGGAACUUGCAGCCACGGUGAAGAGAAUUGUGAAACACGCAGCAGUCACUUUGGUCCCUAGAAGAAAACCAAAUUUUGUGUUCAGAUUUUCACUUUAUGACUCGCGUGUUCAAAGAUGCAGAAAUUACUUUGCGUGCAAACUGCUUUCCGCGGGAUGGACUGUGCCACCUGUCAAAGUCAGAGCCGUUGACCAUGCUGUAUGGAAAGGGAUGGACCGUGAUAAAUGACGGGGAUAACAGGUGACGUUUCAACAGAUGGACCAGUUCAUCCGAAACCUCUGAAAAUAAGGAACGGGAAGUGGUUUGACAAGCGAUGGCUCUUACAGAGGGAUCUACGCAGUAAACGUAUCCACGGUAUCUGCACGUCAGUUGUGUUAAAUGCAAAAUACGAUCGAACCCUGCAACUAGGUCAUUCCCGAUUCAUCCAAGUUUCGCCCACCUCAUGGGGAGGGUUGUGUAAUAUCGGGGAUAGUAUUUCUUUCUUAGAUAAAAUUGUAUCCUGUUAAUGCAUGUGCUAUGUGCUGCAUAUAAACUAACUCAUAAGAGACUCGAUUAUUGUUUAACUGAGAACUUGAAAGCUAAUCGGUAACAUUCUUUGAUAUACCCGGUUUGAUCGUUCUUCCAGCGGAUUGUCACUGACCUAUCAUUAAACGACCCUUAUAUUUCGUAAAAUAUGGUUGUUUGUCCCUAUGUCGUUUCCUCUAUUUUUCGAACCUGCCGUAAGGGCGGCUUUGUCCGCAACCAGGCCCGAUUUCACGAAUAACAAGUGUACAAUUUCGAGAUUGGUAGUUAUCCUUGUUCAAGAUCGUUAAGGCAGAGAAAUUCUAAUGCUUUAUCUAUAAAAACACAAACAUUAAAAUGCGCAGAAAUUCAAACCGCACUAGUCUGUUAUUUCAGACAGUUCGUUGACAUAAAAGAGACCAUUUAUUAAUACGCAGAUCCUGCAUCAAAGCGUCAAGCAAUUUGUAACGAUAUCCGCUAUUUUAGAACAUGAUUCCACUUUGGUAACGACAGGGUAUAGGAAUCCCAAGUAGAUGUAAACUCCAAAAAUAUACCCUAAAAUUCAGUGUGACUGUAAACAUCGCUCAUUUUCCACCGCUCUCAUUGUUUGAAAUUUCCUUCCCUUCCCGUCUGAAUGUUAAUGCACCAGAGGCACUUUAUUAAAUGCCCGUUGUUUUUUGAAAAUUGUUUUUGUUUGUUUUUUGAUUGCCGCGCUCGCUUUCUUUUCCAAAUGACAGCGUACGAUAACACUUUCGGCAGAACUUUAUCUAUCUUGUGUGUCUUCUUGCUCUGCGUCCUGUGUGUUGCCCCACCCAUACAACUCCCUCUACCACUAUUCAACGCAUGACACGGCCAACAGGCUGGCUCAAGUUAGUUGGGGGUCCGUCACCCUAUCGUUUUCUCCACUUUUGUAGAAAAUAAAACCGGAAUAUAGUACACCAGCCUGCAACUCAAAAGCCUUUGGAUUCAGACUUAAUUCAUUCACACCUGCUUGGGAUAUAUUCCCAUUGUGCUUAUUUAAUUUCUUUCGGCAAAUUAUUGCAAGUACACGUAUAUACUUUUGGACAGUUUAAAAAGGCUUUGAGUACAUAAAUUUUUUCUUUGACCACAUGCAGAUUGCUGAGAAGGUAGACAAAAUGUCGUCGGACCCCAUCGAGCCGCGCGCAAAAUGGGUAAGCACAGGAGCCCCCAACAUAUCACUUGCAUUAUCGAGCAACAUUUAAAAGCAAUACUUUCAAUAAUCUUUAGCGAGAAGUAUAAAGUCCAACUUAUAGGAAGUUUUCCAAUGUCAAUUUGUUUAUGUUACCCUAGAAAGAUGUGAAACCGCGUGUGACUUGCGAGGGACAAACUAAUAACCUCCUCGGAGAGACCGCGUACAUGCUUCAGGAGGUUCUGGAAUCCGAUGGUGGGCUGAAGAUAGAAGACAUUAAAAAGGGCAUUGGGAAGUCGGGCCGACGUAUCAAAAUACCGCGAAUGAGUUUUGCGGAGAGUCGCCUAAAAGCUAAGGAAAUUGGCGCCACUGGCGCAGCUAUCGUGAGUCAGAAUUCUGGCAGUUUUUACCUCCUCCUCCUCUCCGCUUUUUCACUCCCCAUCAAAUAG